AUGAGUCCCACCCACAAGGGUUACAGCGGCGCAAGUGUUGCCAGCAAGAGUGGCAGCAGCAACAGCAGCAGACAUAUUAACCUGAAUAACGGCAGCAAUAGGCCCUACCAAAGUGGAAACGCUCACAACGGAAGGGGAAAUCGACCCAACGUGUACAUCUAUCGAAUGAACGCAAAGAGCAAAGCUUGGCAGGGAGAAAAUAAAGCGGAAGAAGCGGCAGUAGCAGCUGACGUAGCAGAAGUGGAAUUAUCCAAGCAUGACGAUGAGUAUGACGGGAAUUUUUUAAAAAAAGAUGUUUGCAAUUUAGGCAAAAUAAAUAACGAAAAGUCAAACAUGAAUAGUAAUGCCACCUCAACAAAUUUUAAAGAAGAAGAAUCAAACAUAGAGAAUGUGGACAUGGACACAGAGCAGAUUCGUAGUAUGUAUAUACAAAAGUUAAACUCUACGCAAUCUACCAUGAACAUGGAAGGGAAUAAUGAUACAUACAAGGAGGAGGAAUUGAUGCUGAUGCAGAAUGGAAAGAGCAUAAUGGAGGACUGUAACUAUAACUACAAAAAUAAAAAAAUGAUCAAAAGUAAACAUAAAAAUAAAAAUAACAUGUUGGAGGAUAAAAUGGAUCACCAGCUAGUCAACGAAGAAGAUGGAGACCAAGAAAUGUACAACCAUUCAUUUUAUCUGUCAGACAAUAUGGAAGAAUUAAGCACCGAUGGAAAGAAUAUCUCGUUCAUUAAGAAGAUCAAAAUGUGCUUAAACUAUUUUGGCCCAGGAUGGAUCGUAGCCAUAGCCUAUUUGGACCCAGGAAAUUUGUGCAGCAACUUAAAUGUAGGGUUAAUCAGAUCAUCAGAUGAUAAUGUUAAUAACAAUUUGGUAAAGGAUUAUACAGGGUAUCGUUUACUAUGGAUUUUGGCAUACGGUCAUGUCCUGGGUUUUGUCUUCCAAGUGUUAUCUAUAAAGCUGGGACACGUGACAGGGUUAGAUUUGGCAUCCAUAUGUUACAAAGAAUUUGAUAAAAAAUAUUCCUACUUACUGUACAUUUGUGUGCAGAUUGCCAUCUGGGGUGCACACCUACAAGCCAUUGUAGGUACCUUUGUAGCUAUACAUUUGAUUUUUGGGAUAUCUGUCAAGAUAGCAAUUUUGUAUACCCUAGUAGAAGCCCUAUUGUAUAGUUUCCUCGAGAAUAAAAGUCUUAAUCUUUUGGAAAAUGUCCUAAGUUUGCUCAUCGGAUUGCUAGCUCUCUGCUUCAUUGUUAACGUCUUUAUGACCCCAAUUAACUACAAAGAGGUGGCUUACAGCAUUCUGUACCCACGAAUUCCUCCGGGGAAAGGAUUUGAUGCCAUGGCGUUAUUGGGUAGUAUCAUAUCAGCACAUGUUUUUUAUUUACACACAAAUUUGACAUCCAAGAAGAAGGCUGUAAUAUUUAACGACAGAAUGUUAAAAAGGUACAACACGCUGGGGACCAUCGAAUCGGCAGGUUCGCUGUUUCUUUCCUGUGUCACCAACUGCAUUAUUGUACUAACCUUUGCAGAGGUUAAUAUUAAUCCGAACGACAAAAGGGAUGCCUACAACCUUUUCACAGCAUACGAAGUGAUGAAAAAAUCGUUUGGGAAGAUUUCCAUGUAUAUAUGGUCCUUUGGUUUGCUAAGUAGUGGAAAUAACUCGAGCUUUAUGUGCGAAUAUGCAUCCAAGUCUGUAUUCGAAGGAUUUUUAAAUAAAAAAGUUAACACCUUCGUACGAGUAUUAUCUUUCCGCUUCUUCCUUUUCUCCAUUUUGUAUUUAUUCUUACUCUACGAUAAAUACAGCAUUGACCAGCUGACAAAUUUUAUCAAUGUCAUCGAAGUCCUGCUGCUACCUAUGGCCAUUGUCCCCCUCUACCGAUUUAGUAUUCAUAAAAAUGUGUUAGGAAAAUUUGCCUUAACAAAAUACUCCAAAUUAUUUGUUUUCGUCAUUGUUAUUUCGAUAAUCAUUGCCAACUUGAUGCUAACAGUUUUUGAUUUCAUUCAGAAAGUGCCCAAUCUGUACUUUGUUUGUUUUGCCAUCGUUUUCUCCUUCCUCUAUUUAUCGUUCAUGUUUUUCCUCUUUAAAAUGCCAAUUACGAAGACCUACUGUCGCCAGCACUGA
Molecule: messenger RNA, 2118 nt
Organism: Plasmodium inui San Antonio 1
Lineage: Eukaryota; Apicomplexa; Aconoidasida; Haemosporida; Plasmodiidae
Exons: 1
Coding region: 1-2118 (705 amino acids)
Biological process (GO): metal ion transport
Cellular component (GO): membrane
Molecular function (GO): manganese ion transmembrane transporter activity; cadmium ion transmembrane transporter activity
Source: RefSeq, a predicted model, not a curated record